AUGGCGCGCGGAGGGCUCCCCCGGAGGCCCCGCGAACCUCUUCUGCGGCCCAGCAGGGGUGGGCGCCUUCAUUGGCGCCUGGACCUGCUCCCACCGGGCCUGGAUCUGCCCCUGCGGGUCGAGGUGCACCCACCCACCCCAGCCACCGAGACCGGGGGCCUGGCUCUCCGCCUCUUGCCUCCCGCGUUUCUCUCAAGUCUCGCUCCGCCCCGGCCCGGCGUCCUGGUGGCGGCCAGCCCCACCAGUCCCUUCUCUAGGCCUCCCCUCUUCCCCCAGCCUCCGGUCUUGGGUAGAUCCCCCGGAGCUGUCAGGCCCUUCUCGGCCUUCCCCUCAUAUGCCGCCCACAGGUCUGCUGGGGCCCCCCAGUCAGCCCCUGGCCCUGCUCUGCUUACUGGGGGAGCCCCUCUGUCUGCGGAUCAGAAGCCCAUGUUCAACACCUCGCUGCUCUUCACACAGUGUGAGCUGAAGUUGUGCACCAACAAGGAGAAGGACCUCCAGAAGCCACCAGGCCUGUGUCUCCCAACAAAGCCUGUACCUCAACGGAUGCCUUCAUGAUUUGAGCCAUGACGCAGAAUAAAAAGAUGUUCGUGCCAGGUGUGGUGAUGCACGCCUGUAAUCCCAGCUGAGGCAGGAGGAUGGUGAAUUCAAAGCCAGACUCAGCAAUUUAGCAGAACCCUGUCUCAAAAUAAAACACAAAAACGGCUGGG
Molecule: messenger RNA, 707 nt
Organism: Marmota monax (woodchuck)
Lineage: Eukaryota; Metazoa; Chordata; Mammalia; Rodentia; Sciuridae
Exons: 3
Coding region: 1-555 (184 amino acids)
Source: RefSeq, a predicted model, not a curated record